This is a messenger RNA of Leopardus geoffroyi (Geoffroy's cat), 1511 nucleotides long. It is a transcript of the gene FAIM, whose product is annotated as Fas apoptotic inhibitory molecule. The transcript has 7 exons. The record is from RefSeq and is a predicted model, not a curated record. Gene Ontology annotation, biological process: canonical NF-kappaB signal transduction; positive regulation of neurogenesis; negative regulation of extrinsic apoptotic signaling pathway via death domain receptors. NCBI's taxonomy places the organism in Eukaryota, Metazoa, Chordata, Mammalia, Carnivora, Felidae. Bases 569 to 1213 code for a protein of 214 amino acids.
GAAAGCAGUUCGUUGAGCCCCCUGGUUCACGAAGCUUCCUGACUUUUCUGGAGGUCCCAGGGCUUCACAAGGUUCUGGGCGUACAGUGUCAACACCUACUUGUUGAAAAGUGACCUCCCUUGUGGCUGGCCUUACCUAGAGCUUUUGCUGAAAAGGGAACUAUGAAUGUGUUAGUAAUUUAAAAUUGACUUGGGUUUAGCUUGGACAUACUAUUAUAGUACCCAGUACACUUAAAACCCAAUUUAAGGCAAAAUUCAAUCUGGGUUUAGAUGAACAGUGGAAACGUCUUAAUGUUUGAAGCAUCCUCUGAAACAUGACUGUUGGAUCGCUAGGGAAGAGACUUUAAAAGAUACGCUGAUGUCUAGAUACUUAAGUUUUCUUUGAAGACAUGUAAAAAGUGUUGAGUGAGUGACAUCAUCUUCAUCAGUGAAAAAAAUGGAAUUUGUUUUUCCAUCCUUUUCAUUUACAUUUUUAAAGUUUUGUUAUUAAAUAGAGGGAAUUUUCUUUGUAAUGGUCAUUUUCCAGUUUGGUCACAUGAUCCUGAAAAUUAAGUGCUAUUUUGCCAACCAUGGCAUCUGGAGAUGACAGUCCUAUCUUUGAAGAUGACGAAAGCCCUCCUUAUAGCCUGGAAAAAAUGACGGAUCUCGUAGCUGUUUGGGAUGUUGCUUUAAGUGACGGAGUCCAUAAGAUUGAAUUUGAACAUGGGACCACAUCAGGCAAACGAGUGGUAUAUGUAGAUGGGAAGGAAGAGAUAAGAAAAGAAUGGAUGUUCAAAUUAGUGGGCAAAGAAACCUUCUGCGUUGGAGCUGCAAAGACAAAAGCAACGAUAAAUAUAGAUGCUAUCAGUGGAUUUGCGUAUGAAUAUACUCUGGAAAUUAAUGGGAAGAGUCUCAAGAAGUAUAUGGAGAACAGGUCAAAAACCACCAAUACUUGGGUAUUACAUUUGGAUGGUGAGGACUUUAGAGUCGUUUUGGUUUUCAAAAUACUGAAUUGGAACAUAUUCUCCUCUAAAGAAAAAGACACUAUGGACGUAUGGUGUAAUGGUAAAAGAAUGGAGACAGCAGGUGAGUUUGUAGAUGACGGGACUGAAACUCACUUCAGUGUUGGGAACCAUGACUGUUACAUAAAGGCUGUCAGUAGUGGGAAGCGGAAAGAAGGGAUUAUCCAUAGUCUCAUUGUGGAUGAUAGAGAAAUUCCGGAGAUUCUUGAAUGACUUCAUGAUGGUGCAUUUUAAUCUUAAGAAGUAAAGAUCAAGACUUUUAAAUUACUGUGGUAAUUAAAUAUGUUCAAGAUGUACUUUUUAGUACACUUAGUCUCCCAACUGUUUAUUUUUUAGUUACUUAAAACCGUAAUAUUCCAAGGGUCAAAAAAAAAUUAUGUACAAUCAUAAAAAUUGCAAUUUAUUUUGUAAAUAAUGUAAAGUGUUUUAAAGCCAAAUGGAAAAUAAGAUAUGGACCAAAAUCACUAAUGUUUUACAAGAGGAACUUUAACUAUAAUAAACACUAUAAAAU